Armigeres subalbatus is the source of this 1646-nucleotide messenger RNA. RefSeq names its product 5-methylcytosine rRNA methyltransferase NSUN4. Gene Ontology annotation, cellular component: mitochondrial large ribosomal subunit. The transcript is spliced from 4 exons. Lineage: Eukaryota; Metazoa; Arthropoda; Insecta; Diptera; Culicidae. The record is from RefSeq and is a predicted model, not a curated record. The coding region runs from base 110 to 1582 and encodes 490 amino acids. Gene Ontology annotation, molecular function: RNA methyltransferase activity. Gene Ontology annotation, biological process: rRNA methylation.
GUGAAGAAUCGGAAGAAUCCGCUGUGUUUGCAAAAACAGCUGUGUAAGUGUAAACUAUCAAUAAUUGGCUGAAAUAAUUAGAAUUAUUUUGUUGAAAUAUUCAAAAAUUAUGUUACGAACGAGAAAAGUUCUUCUUACACUUGUAAGAUCGAAACACCGCAAAACACACUGGUCGCAAGCACAGAAGAAGCAGUUCACCAAAGAUCGUGCCUUGGAGAAUUUCGACGAUUUCUAUGGGCAGGUGUUCGGGAAUCGAUGGAAAAGCAUCCGUGUGGCGCUACUCAGCGAGCACAAGUACAUGGCACUGGUUAACCAGUUCGGUGAUUGCGAGAAAACGACGGCCUUCCUACAAGCGGACGGAGCCAUCAAUUUGAGAGACAUCUACAACGCCAAGAAGCAGUACCUAACGCAAGACAACGCGGAGAUGUUUUCGGACGACAAGAUUUUCAAGUUGGACCAGAAAAUUGAAGCAUUUGCCGAAAGUCAACAAAGGCAAGAAAUGGAGAGCUUGUACAAGAAGGAUGCUCCCGUUUUUGUUGGACAAACUAAAUCGAGCGAAUCAAUGGAUGACGUUGUUGACUAUAAGAAAUCUUUGAAUCGAACUCUGCGUGACGAUACCGAGAUAGACUUCCAGCGUAUGAUAGAUCCCAAUGAGGGCACAGCAGGAUUGCACGAAUUCAUCCCGGCUUCUAAGCUUAAAGGAAUGGAAGACUACGUUGCGGAAUCGGAUCACUACAAAUACUACAAUACCAACGCAGAUUUUCCCAUAACGAUCGAGAUGGAACACAACUUUGAAAUCCCAGAGACCUUAAACAUUUUUUCUUACGAACGGGGAAACGUUUCUGACUUUCGACCCCCUCGAACCUGUUCAACCGGAGUGCUUUCACAUUUCCUGUUAGAUGGAGCGUCGGUGCUGCCUGCUCUGGCAUUGGACGUGCAGCCGGGUGAUCGUGUUCUGGAUGCUUGUGCAGCUCCUGGUGGUAAAUCCCUUCUGAUGCUGCAAACUCUUCGGCCGGGAACGCUCGUAUGCAAUGAUGUGCAGGAAAGUCGUGUUAAUCGGAUCAAGAAGCUGAUGAAUAGCUACUUUUAUGAUUUCGGCGAUGCGUGUAGGAAACGGCACUGUUUCGUAACGCAGCAAGACGCACGCCACAUAAAGGAGUACGAGAUGUACGACAGGAUCCUGGUGGACGUUCCUUGCACGACCGAUAGGCACUCGGUCAUGGAGAACGAUAACAACAUCUUCAAAUCGAGUAGGGUGAAGGAACGGUUGCGACUGCCGGAACUGCAAGCCGCUGUUUUGUCGAAUUGCUUAAAACUUUUGCGGCCUGGUGGAUCGCUAGUUUAUUCGACCUGCAGUUUGAGUCCUGUGCAAAACGACGGCGUCGUUCACAUGGCUCUGAGUAACGUUUUCAACGACACGGGGAUUACGGCAACAGUAAGAGACUUGAGCCUAGUGAUGCAACCGUUCUCCGACAUGUACAAAUUUGCCUAUCCCAAUACGCUGAAAUAUGGCCAGCUGGUUUUACCUUUCUUACCGGCAAAUUUUGGACCUAUGUACUUCUGCAAACUAGUUCGGAAUUAACAAAAAAUACAUAUCGUAAAGUAUGUUAUUUGUUACAAAUAGAAUUAAACUAAAAGAUACUUCA